Guillardia theta CCMP2712 is the source of this 630-nucleotide messenger RNA. RefSeq lists its product as hypothetical. Gene Ontology annotation, cellular component: Golgi apparatus. Lineage: Eukaryota; Cryptophyceae; Pyrenomonadales; Geminigeraceae. Gene Ontology annotation, molecular function: protein binding. The transcript is spliced from 2 exons. The record is from RefSeq and is a predicted model, not a curated record. Bases 1 to 630 code for a protein of 209 amino acids.
AUGAAACGCCUCGACGCUUCUCCGCCUCUGCGUGCUCGAUAUGGGCAUGCAGCUGCUUUCCACUCGCACAGCGUCUGGAUCCUGGGAGGAUUCCUGGCACAGACUUCGCCUACCAGCACAGAUUCCUCCUUCUCAUCCGACGUCUGGAGGGUCAACCUGCAGUCUUGCAGCAGCCCCAACGCUCUGUGCCUGCUGCCUGAGCAAGUCACUGUGAAAGCAUCAUGGAGCAGCAGGUACAACCAUGCAGCCGUCAGUCAUCGUGCCGCGCUCAUGGUGCUCGGAGGUCAAGCAGAGGGAGGAAGAAGCUUCAACGACGUGUGGCAAAGUUCCGAUGGAGACUUGUGGACACAAGUGACUGCCAGCGCUGCCUGGUCGAGGAGGCGAUCAGGACACGCUCUAGUCGCCUUCAAGGACCACCUGCUCGUCAUCGGAGGGCGCCUGGAGGACGCGAUGAUCUCUAGAGAGGUCUGGGUGUCAGCCGACGGGUCAAGCUGGAGCCAGUGGUCACCUCCAGCAGGCUUCGUCAAGAUCACUCAGUUCGGGGCCGCUGUAAACAACGGGACUCAGUUGCUCAUGUUCGGAGGAAGGAGCUUCAACGAGGUUGAGAACUCUUUCUGGGUAAUCGAGUAG